UCCCCCAAGAAGCCAAAGAGCAUCCCUGAGUCCCAGCCCAACGACAUGGACCUUGAAGCCAGCUCUCCCCUGUCCUCAGAGUGGACCUCAGUGAGGAUCAGCCCUGGGGAGGACACAGUUGGACAGAAUGUGCUGGCUGUGCGUGUCCUGGUCACCAGUGAGGACAGCAGCUCUGACACAGAGUCUGACUAUGGUGGCAGCAAGGCCCCCAGUGCAAAGGCCUAUGAAGAGAGACCCUGGCAGCUGGACUCCCCACAUCUACAAAUACCACUAUCCCGGCACCUCUCCCUGAGGGAGCCCCUGAUCAGACCAGUCUCUCUAAUACACCUGGAGGAGCUACAAGUUAUGCCUGAUCUGCAAAGAGCCAACAGCCUCCAGUCUCCAACUCCAGGCAAACACGAGAACUGGAGAAGAAAAUUCCAGUCAAAUUCAACACCAAUGAACAAAAGCACACUGUCGCCUCCAAAGGAACCUCCUCCACAUCCUCCUUCUUCCUGGUCUUCUUCAUCUGCCCCACCAUCUUCCUGUUCUCUAGCUUCUGUCCCUGGACACACUCCAGAACGUUCCUCCCCUCCUCAGGUGCCAGCUUACAAGCCCCACUCACAGGCCUCCAGAGGUGACUUUAGUCCGACUCCAAUCUAUCUGAGACGGGCCAGAGCCCAAGGAAUAGCGAGGGAAAUUCCCCUCUCUCUGCCGCAUGGCCCGGUGCUGGAGCGAGCAGAAUACUGCCUGGUGAGCCCUGGUGAAGGCCACACAAACCCUGUAGAGAUGGUCUCGGAGGGAUUCCAGGAAGUGGAGGCUCCAAUUGGAAGCACCAGCAGUGUCCGCGAAGACCCACAGCCCGUGGUGGGGAAGAACCGAUGUUUGCCCAGUCAGAAGCUAGCCCCCAGAGCUGCAGAGAACCGGGGAGAAGGGAGCAACGGACCCAGGAGGGGACAGGCAGGUGACUCAGAGCUGGCAGCAGACAAGAAGCCAGGCUUGAAGAAGCUAGUCCUUACUCAAGAGCAGAAGACCAACUUGCUGGACUGGAGCGACUGCGCCCUUCAAGGCAUGCGUGGAAAGACUGGGGCGCUACCCUCCCAAGAAAGGUCUGAGAAUGGCAGAGGAGGUGCCCCCAAACCAGUCUGCCCCUCCGACGAGAAACUGCCCGCCGCGAGAGAGGUCCUGGAGGAGAUGCACACCCCUGCCGUCCGGUCUCCACGAGAGAGAGAGCGCAGCGUGCCUCCACCCAAGUCCCCCCUGCGGCUCAUAGCUAAUGCCAUCGGAAGGUUCUUGCUCCCCAGUUCUGAAGGAGGAAAAAAGGCCUCCCCUAAGUCAGAAUCAAAAACUUUGCCCACGGGCCGGUCACAGGCCUUCACCCGCUCCUUUAGCCUACGGAAACCCAGUUCCAGUAAAGAUGGGGACCGUCAGUCCCCAGGGAGACACAUGGCCAAGAGGGCUUCCGCCUUCUUCUCCCUGGCCUCCCCAACUUCCAAGACUGCCCAGGCCUCAGACCUUAGCCUUCCUGACCCUGCCCUCCGCACCCAGAGUUUGCCCAAUCGUCCAUCCAAGAUGUUUCCUGCACACACAUCCCCACCCUGCAGCAAGAUUGAAGAUGUCCCCACACUCCUGGAGAAAGUGAGUUUGCAAGAGACCUUACCAGAUGCCGCUCCCGUUCCAAAGAAAAGAACCUCUCUUCUUUCCUCCCUUGGACUCAAAGACAGAUCUUUUGAGAGUUUCUUCCAAGAAUGCAAACAAAGAAAGGACAUUGGGGACUUCUUUAUCAGCCCCAAGGAGAAGGGGCCACUCAGGAACAGAGUCCCAUCUCUGGAGAAGCUGGUACAGCCUUUAGGAGGCACCUCCCUGGGCCAGGUGGCCCACACUCCUAUAGCCCGAGAUGCAAGCUCCGGAGCUCGGAUGACAGAGGCUGCCUCUUCUCUGUCUUCAACCACCUCCUCCUCCUCUGCAGAUGAUGAGGCCGACUCCCAGUUUGCCUGGAGGUUAAAGGAGAAGAAGAUGCUCAGAGGAAGGAGGAAACGGGAAAAGCAGCUGGUUAAGCAGGAAGAGUUGAAAAGACUCCACAAGGCUCAGGCCAUCCAGAGGCAGCUAGAGGAGGUGGAGGAGCAUCAGAGGGCAUCAGAAAUCCAGGGCGUGAGGCUGGAGAAGGCGCUGAGGGGAGAGGCAGAUUCAGGGACACAGGGCGAAGCCGAGCUCUUGCAGGAAUGGUUUAAGCUAGUCCUGGAGAAGAAUAAAUUAAUGCGAUAUGAGUCAGAGCUACUGAUCAUGGCCCAAGAACUAGAGCUAGAAGAUCAUCAGAGCAGACUGGAGCAGAAAUUAAGAGAGAAAAUGUCCAAGGACGAGAGCCAGAAAGAUGAAAAUGAUCUAACAGAGGAGCAAGAAAUACUCAAGGAGAUGAUGCAUGUGAUUGAACAAAGAAACAAACUGGUGGACUCCUUGGAGGAGCAACGAGUCAAAGAAAAGAUGGAAGACCAGCACUUUGAAAACUUUGUUCUCUCCAGUGGCUGUCAGCUCAGCAGGACGUAAGGUGCUCUUCCCUCUCAGAAGCCAGCAAGCCAGGAGCAGGAGCUGCCAAUCUUUCUCACCCAGGUGCUGAAUUUAGAAGCUGCUUUUUCUUCUUUUUAAAAUUAAACAUCUCUCAUAUGAGCCAGGUGUGGUAUUUCACACCUGUAAUCCCAGCACUUCAGAGGAAGCUGAGACAGGAGGAUUGCCGUGAGUUCCAGGCCAGCCUGGACUACACAAUGAGAUACUGUCUCAAAAACCGAACACCUUCGUAGCUCUUACAUCUGCUGCAUGCAGCUUCCCAAGAUUUUUCCAGAGACUGCAAUGAAAAAAUGAAAAACCAAAGGCUAUUGGAGUCCAGUGUGCUGGGCUCUUGGAAUGGAGGUGUUCCUGGCCGGUGGCCAGUAUUGUUUUCUCUGGAAAGUUAGGCAGAGGCUUGAUUCCCUGCUGCCUUUUUGGCGGUUUUUCUCCCUCAUUCACUGAAUUACAUGUGUUGAGACUUUUAAGAGCUGCCUUUUCAUUAAUAACCCAUGUUUGUCUUUUUUGCAUGGUUGACCAGUUUCCAAAUGUCAAAAAGCAGCAACAGCAGUUUAAAGAUUAGGUUAAUAUUUAAACUGUGUUUCCAGAGAAAGUGGAGAAACCUUGAGAUUACCGAUUACAUAAAGCAAAUAACUCAUAUGGCGGGUGUUAAUUCAAUCCAGAGUGAAUUUAAUUUACCAGGUAUAUUUAUAAGCCUUAAUAUAAUAUACAUAAGCAAUGAGAGUUUAAUAGAACAUUUGAGCCUUAAUUUAAUUUUUUUUUGAAAAAGAGAAAGGAAAUAAAAACUUUAAGUUCAUGCCAGCAGGCUCCUUGGUUUUCACUGAAUCCUGCUGGCUUAGAGAAGCCACAGUGUUCUGCCUCUAGCCUUGGAUCAUAAUGCUAAGUGCUUUUAGGAAUGAAUGACUUUGAAGUGCUUUUUGAGUUAGUGCUGGUGAUGACAGAGAGGGAAAUUUUCACUUGUUGAUAAAACAUGGGUGAGUUGGUACUGCUUCUAAAAGCAAACACAGCAUGGUACUAGGAGAGGUGGGCUCUCCACGGUCACCUGUGUCAUCCUAGGCCCAAAAUAAAACCACUUCUAACUUCCAGGUAGAACUGAAGGCAGUGACUCAAAUUACCUAAUUCCGAUUUGGGUCACGAGUGUUUUUAUUUUAUGGCAUUUUCAAUAGACAAGGAAAACUGCUGGAUGGAAUGGACACGCUGAGACACCGGGCUUUGUUGGGCAUUUGGAUAGUGCAUACAGAGACAAAAGAAGACAUGAUUUAGAGUGGUGAUAUGUUGUCAUAAAGCAUUUGACUCUUCUCCCUAGAUGAAAUUCUUAGAUUUAACCUACUAGUGAUGAGAGAGGUUGAGGAACUCUUCAGUAUACAUUGCACUCAUUUCUUCUAGCAUUUAAGUGUCGUUAGACAAAGGUGUUUUAUAACUGUUGGUUCUGACUGGCAGCCAAAGUUCUCUCAGUCUAAGUUGAUCCAUUAACUGCUUCCAUCCGGUAUGCUGUCUGUGUGGACCAAGCUGGCCAGGGACAAGCUGUCAGCCUAUGUUUUGGGUGGUAGUUAACAGCAGUCCUUCCAUGGCAAACCCAGGACCAACAGUUGUGCUUUUUUUUUUUUUCCACUUUAUUUUUACUUUAUGUGUAUGCAUGUAUUGCAUGCAUGUAUGCAAGUGCACCCAUGUCAUGCAGUGCUC
This is a messenger RNA of Nannospalax galili (Upper Galilee mountains blind mole rat), 4221 nucleotides long. RefSeq names its product MICAL C-terminal like (gene Micalcl). The record is from RefSeq and is a predicted model, not a curated record. The transcript has 11 exons. Lineage: Eukaryota; Metazoa; Chordata; Mammalia; Rodentia; Spalacidae. Bases 46 to 2523 code for a protein of 825 amino acids.